UUUGUUUCCUGUGUGAAAUUGGCUGCCACAACACUGCUGACCUUACUUAUAACAACAGGAAGGUACAUGAACUUUCUGUUUCUUUUUUUUUGUCCCUUGCUACACCUGAUGCUUCAUUUGGCAGCAUCUGAAAUGAGCAAGCGGUCUCAAAAAUGAUGUUAGUUCUUCUGCUUUUCCUAGAAAAGGUUGCAGGUGAUCAUACGCUCACUGGACCUAACGAAGUGAAGCAAUGUGCAGGCAGAUCCAUUCACAUUGUCUGUCGCUAUCAUCCGUUUUACCGGGACAAUGUCAAAUACUGGUGCAAAGGCUACUAUUUUAAUUACUGCACGGUUCUCUUACGGACGGGUCAGUCUCAGCCUUUCUAUGCACCUCUGCAGAUAAGUGAUGAUAAACGAGGUGGGUUUUUCACCAUCCACAUGAAGAAUGUUAAAACAGCGGAUAGUGGAUGGUACUGGUGUGCGAUUGAAAGAGUCAGUCGUCACGUAAGCAAAGCCAUGCAGUUAAUCAUAUCUGCAGAAGAAGCGCAGCAUUGCUCUGUGCCUGAGCCACCACAAAACGUCAGAGAGGCGACUACUCAACCACUGACAACGACCACCUUAACAACUUUCAGGACGACCACAGUAACUUCACACACGACACUGAACGCCACAGAUUUCACAGAAAUAAAGCAUGAAACCCAAGCAUUGCCCAAACAGAUUAAUAUCACUGAGUCGUUUGCUCCCAAAAUAUGGAGCAUCACACGGUGGAUCCUCUUCGGAGGAAUGUGUCUCUACCUCACCUGUUUUAUAACAUGCUUUGAAAUUUGGUUAAGAAGACAGUAAAUGAGAGACACUAAGCUUUUACACUGUACAUUUCUUUUAUUUCAUGACAGACAUUUGGAUGCUUCCGUGGGUUAAAAAGCUCAAUGGUAAAAACUAGGCCAAAGAAGCACUACCAAAGCCAGCUAUCAAGAACUGUUUAGAAUUGACCAGAUAUUAAUAACUGAUUUUAUAAUUGUUAUAAGACUCCUAUAAAUUCUUAUAUUGUUCUUCAUUAAUUUAUGUAUAAAGAUUGUGUUUUUAUUGAAAGAACAUACAUAACACAUAUUUCAUAUUUCAUAUAAUCUAUUCUUAGAUUUUAAGCACAAACUGAAAAAAAAAAAGUUAUUGAUCAGUGAUAAAACAGUUCUUGGUAGUGGAUUUUUGUUUUCAGACCUCUACUGUAAGGGUGUGAUGAGCCACGCCAAAUAUUUAUACAAAAUAGUGACUGAAUUUUAGGAAGAAUUCUUGGACACUCAUGUAAUAAGUGCCCAAAAAAUUAUUUUUCCCCUUUUCAAGUAAAUGAUUUCAAGUAGAAGAAACAUUUUCAGAUACAACAAAGUUGCAUUUCCACACCCAUUACCUAUGAUUUGAGAGAAACACAUACGCUUCAGGCUUACACAGUACAUUACAUUAAUUCUCAAAAUUAGCAGUGCAUACAAUACACAUUCACAUUAACAUGCAAUAUAACAAUCAUUUAAUGUACUGAAAUGUUUUGAAUACUGAAUAGAUUUGAAUAGAAGUGAAUCACUAUGACAACAUUUACUUGCUUAAAUGUUCAAACUGUUUGGCUGUUAAAUAAAUG
Messenger RNA from Pangasianodon hypophthalmus (striped catfish), 1602 nucleotides. RefSeq names its product CMRF35-like molecule 1. The record is from RefSeq and is a predicted model, not a curated record. NCBI's taxonomy places the organism in Eukaryota, Metazoa, Chordata, Actinopteri, Siluriformes, Pangasiidae. The coding region runs from base 153 to 821 and encodes 222 amino acids. The transcript is spliced from 4 exons.